Messenger RNA from Podospora anserina S mat+, 930 nucleotides. RefSeq lists its product as uncharacterized. The record is from RefSeq and is a predicted model, not a curated record. NCBI's taxonomy places the organism in Eukaryota, Fungi, Ascomycota, Sordariomycetes, Sordariales, Podosporaceae. The transcript has a single exon. Bases 1 to 930 code for a protein of 309 amino acids. Gene Ontology annotation, cellular component: beta-galactosidase complex. Gene Ontology annotation, biological process: lactose catabolic process. Gene Ontology annotation, molecular function: carbohydrate binding; beta-galactosidase activity.
AUGAAGCGGAUUGGGGCCGUCAAGACUAGUUUGAUCAACCCGUCACUGCUCUCCAUCGUUGGGUCGGGGGGGAUCUCGUGGGAUUUUGACCUUACUAUCGGUCAACUGGUGAGCUGGAAAAAUCCGAAGCAGUCUGAUGAGAAUAUCCUGGCCGAGCCGCUGGGGUUUGAGAUUUAUCGCGCCAUGACGGACAAUGAUCGGGGAUGCGACUUUGGCAGGAACUGGUUUAACAGACGGUUGCACCAGGCGAAGUUUCAUUUAGUGGAGGCGACGUGGAAGGAGUUGCAUGAGGGAGCAGCGACGGAGAUUGUGGUCAAGGGACGGAUGGCGCCUCCGGUGUUGAACUGGGCUUUGGAGUUGAAGAUUACGUACAUGUUGGGCGGGCAUGAUGUUGCUAUCAAGGUGGAGGCGAAGCCUACAGGGGCCCUGCUCCCCAGAGCAUGGGGGCGACUGGGACUGGUGACGAAGCUCAAGGGGGUUGAGAGUGUGGAGUGGUUUGGACGGGGCCCAGGGGAGGGGUACAGAGACAAGAAGAUGAGCCAGCUGGUUGGGUGGUGGGGUGCGAAGGUGGGGGAGCUGAUGACGGAUUAUGAAUUCCCACAGGAGACGGGGAACAGGACGGAUGUGAGAUGGGUCAGGUUUAGGAACAAGGAGAACAAGAGUUUGUUGAGUGUGGAUUGGCAGAAUUGGCAGGCCCAGAAGGGAGGAAGGGAGAUGGGGGAUUUUAGCGCGUUGAGGUAUUCGACAAGGGAGCUGGACGAGGCGAAGCAUCCUUUUGAGUUGGAGGAUAAGGGGAAGGAAGGGGAGACGGUGGUGCAUUUGGAUUGGUGGCAUCACGGGUUGGGGACUGGGAGUUGUGGGCCCGAGACGUUGAGGGAGCAUACCCUUGAGGCCGGGAAGGAAUAUGAGAUGGAGGUUUUGCUGUACUGA